This is a messenger RNA of Sphaeroforma arctica JP610, 2384 nucleotides long. RefSeq lists its product as hypothetical. The record is from RefSeq and is a predicted model, not a curated record. Lineage: Eukaryota; Ichthyosporea; Ichthyophonida. The annotation marks the transcript as partial. The transcript is spliced from 11 exons.
GUGAGGUGCACGAGAAGUGCAAAGAUCUGGCUUAUAAACAGACAUGUUCAGAUACACUCAACGUGCAUGAUGUGGUGCCUUUCCGUGUGGAGACUCCGAUGUCGUGCUGUGGCCGGUGCAAUGUGCUGAUGAAGGCAGGGUAUAAUGGUUACCAGUGCAGUGUAUGUGGCAUUGUAUGCCACAUAUCGUGCUCCAAGUCAUUGCCCGAGGUGUGUUCAGUUCGAUAUCCUCAAGGUCCAAAAGGGCCGCAGCGCAAAGAGAUGUCAUACCUAGACUUCAUGACCGACCCGAAACCUGCACAACCCAACAUUGGAUCUGGCGUGGAUGCUUCAGAGCUACCGGAAGAACCAAUUGAUAAUCCCUUAGUGCCUGUAGCGGGUGGCAAAACUCCGGAUUUUACUUUUUAUAAUUCUCAGGAAGUUUUGGUUCCGUUGCCCGAGAAAACACAAACCGUCACGCCUCGGGGGCUACCGCCCAAAUCCUCUCGACCUCACGGCGCAGUAGCCUAUAACCAAUCCGAUAUGGACAGUGAGUCGAUCCUAAACGAGAACGAUCAAGAAUCUAUUAUCAGCGGCCUUAAUGACCUUGGGGGUGAAAGAGACUCGUUCAUCAGUCACGGUGACUUCACACGUAGCCCAACGUCGACUACGCAUAUUGAGGACGCUGAUGGAGAUGCCGUUAUGAGGAGAAGUACCAGUCAGACUUUUGAAGCCCCACCAAUAGCUAGGCCGCCGAAACGGCGAAACAUCGCGAAGGUCAAAAAGGUUAUUGUGAAACGCUUGUCGCCCAGCACACCACCUUCCUCUCCGCACGAUGCACCGCCUUUAAGAAAUAUACAAAUCAAGGAAUCCCCACUGAAAACACUUGACACAAAGGAGGAGGGGGAGGACACUUCGCCUCCACCCCCGCCUAGGAAACCGAGGAGAUCCCCACUGAAAGCACUUGACACAAAGGUGCAGGAGGAGAACACUUCACCGCCACCCCCGCCCAGGAAACCGAGGAGAACGGUGGCGGACCCAAAUGUUGCUUCGCUCGAGAACGGGUUUGAACAUAUGGAAAUAGCCGAAGUGUACACGACGAAGAGUACUCGGCAUUCUAAUUAUAGUAGUCUAGAGAGCUCACGGACACCGUCUCCGGCGAGUGCGAGAUAUAGUUGGGACACGAACCUAUCACCAAUUGUAUUGGAUAACGGUUCGGGCCGAGUCAAGGCGGGCUUCGCUGAUGAAGAGCUUCCGUCGUGUAUAUUUCCGGCAGUGGUUGGUCGAAUCAAGCAUCGGCGGCACUUACAGUCAGAUUUGAUUGCAAAUACGAAGGAUGUGUAUGUUGGAAACCACGCCCAGGCGAAGCGUGGUAUAUUAUCGCUGAGUUAUCCUAUAGAACACGGGGUCAUAACGAGUUGGGAGGAUAUCGAGCUCAUCUGGGAGGCCACCUUCAACGAUGAGCUUCGUGUAGACCCUUCAGAACGCCCAGUGCUAUUGACAGAAGCCCCAUAUAAUCCAGUAGCCAAUAAGCACACCAUGGCCCAAAUAAUGUUCGAAACCUUCCAGGUCCCGGCCACCUUUAUCGCGAUUCAGGCCGUCCUUUCAAUGUAUUCCACCGGUAAACUAACCGGAAUAGUUUUAGAUUCCGGCGACGGGGUGACCCACGCCUGUCCAAUGUAUAAGGGGUAUUUACUACCGCAUAGUGUGCUGAGAAUGAAUCUUGCCGGGCGCGACUUAACAGAGUACAUGAUGGAUCUUCUGACGGAGAGGGGGUAUUUCUUCACCACAACGGCGGAGAGGGAAAUUGUCCGCGAUAUCAAGGAGAAAUGCUGUUACGUGGCGUAUAACUUCGAUGACGAGUUGGUCGCGGAUAAAGAAAGCGGAAGUGUGGAAGAAUACACACUGCCUGAUGGACAGGUCAUCGGGAUUGGCUCAGAAUGUUUCCGUUGCCCUGAAGCGUUAUUCCAGCCUUCCUUACUAGGUUUAGAAAUGCAGGGCAUGCACGGAUUAGUCAACAGUUCUAUUUUCAGAUCGGACGUGAGCAUUCGAGCAGAACUAUUCGGCAACAUAGUUUUGUCCGGGGGCACAACUACGAUUCUGGGAUUGGCGGACAGGCUGCACAUGGAAGUCAGUGCGCUUGCCCCAAAUAGAGGUAUGGUGAGUGUGGGAACUCCGCCCAACCAAGAAUUUAGUGUUUGGCAAGGCGGUGCUGCCCUUGCAUCCUUAUCAAGCUUCACUGAACAGUGGAUCACCCGUGAAGAAUACGACGAAUACGGAGACACGAUAGUGGACAUUAAAUCGUCUCUGAUGCGGUGAGGCACAGCCAGAGCUGUUUGAGACGAGGAUAGAGUUAGUAAAUGCAAGAUCGACAGCAAUUAUAAAGGUUGAUCAUUCAACAACAAC